Molecule: messenger RNA, 805 nt
Organism: Phragmites australis (common reed)
Lineage: Eukaryota; Viridiplantae; Streptophyta; Magnoliopsida; Poales; Poaceae
Product: phytosulfokines 5-like
Exons: 3
Coding region: 143-475 (110 amino acids)
Biological process (GO): cell population proliferation
Cellular component (GO): extracellular region
Molecular function (GO): growth factor activity
Source: RefSeq, a predicted model, not a curated record
AUCCUCUCAAAGCUGCUGACCACCAUCUGCUUACAGCUCCAACACUCACUAUCUCCUCUCCUCAACUAGUACUAGUGCCGCUUCUCCUCUCGCCCUUCGACGACGCAGCAUAGUUGAACUGUCUACGGUAGCAGGCAGAGAGAUGAGGCGUUGCAGCAGUGUCUCUUCGCCGCUCGCCGCUGUUGCCCUGCUCCUCCUCGUCUGCUUCUCCCACCGCGUGGCAGCGGCUCGUCUCCUGCCUGCUGUUCAUCCUCUUGUUCACCAAGAGAGCGGUGUCAAGGCAGCUGUAGAUGGCCCAGUGCUUCAGGAAGGUGCCGCAGGCAAUGGCGAUGAGCUCUCAGUCUCCGAGCAGAUGAUGGGAGCAGAGGAGGUGGACGAGGUCUGCGCGGAGGGGAACGACGAGUGCAUGCAGAGGAGGCUGCUCCGAGACGCGCACCUUGACUACAUCUACACGCAGCACAAGGGCAAGCCUUGACCAGGAACACAUCUUCUCCAUGGAGAGAUACUCUGACUAACUGCACGAGUGACGUCGCCGCUUAAGUGUAAAGUUCACUUAGAGUUGAUCCAUGUGUCAGUUACAACGUAGUAAUCUCAGAGGAACCGCGUCCCUUCUCCAUUGGUUCCUUGCCGGUUUGGUUGGUUUGGGCGGAGUACAUGCUGGAAAGGGAUUCUCAUAUAAUAUAUCUACCUGCUUCAUGCUAGCUUUUCUCACUAAUAUCCGUGAUCCGUCUAGACGUAUAUGCGUGCGUCAGAUUUGUCUGUACAUCUCAAAGUCUGUCUAAUAUACAUGUACCAUUUUCUUCAA